AUGACAAAGAGAAAUAAUCACCGAGUUCAUAGAACCUUUCAGAACUCAGGGGAUAGUUAUCCCGGACACAAGCAAGCUAGUCACUUGGCCUCAUUUUCGUCCGCUCUCCAUAAUCACAUACUGGGACGCGUCCGUCCGCAGUCAAACGGGCCUGAUAUACAACAAGGCAAUAGAGUCGAGAAUGCAAAUGAUGCCGAUCUUGGAGUGGUGUCGCUCCAAUGUUGUCCUAACAAAGGAAAAAUCUAUGAAAUGUCGACAUCCUUGGGGCAACUGUUCCGACCGGACCAUAUUUUUAUGCAGAAUGCAGAUGGUGACCAUGUUCCCAUGCAUCAAGUGCCAGUGGGUAGCAGACAGGAUGGACCACAUGGGCAUUGCAAGAAUUCUCUCAUGGUAGUGGAAAAGAUUAAGAAUGGAUCUGACGCCCACCGUAUUGUAAAAUCUAUUUGGUAUACGCUCAUAAAAAAAGAAUCAGAUGUUACUGUGUAUUAA
Messenger RNA from Paraglomus brasilianum, 489 nucleotides. The record is from the annotation of a GenBank genome assembly. Lineage: Eukaryota; Fungi; Glomeromycota; Glomeromycetes; Paraglomerales; Paraglomeraceae.